Messenger RNA from Prorocentrum cordatum, 2890 nucleotides. The record is from the annotation of a GenBank genome assembly. Lineage: Eukaryota; Dinophyceae; Prorocentrales; Prorocentraceae.
GGCCCGAGCGAGUUCCAGGCUAGAGUCGGAGCCGGGAGCUCCGAGGUUGCCUGCAAUGGCUUGCAAGGAGCGUCAGGCGGCAGCGGACGGUGAGGACGCUCCAGCAAGCAAAGUUGGCCUCCCUCGCUGCGGCAAGGCUUCGGGCAGUGGCACCGACCCCGUGGCUUGCGCCCGCUGCGACGAGCCCGUGGAUCGGCAGUCGGGCUUUCGAGGGAAGGCCAGCGGACGCGGCAGUCUGCCGAUGUGCGGCUGCGACCAGUGCUACACGGUGUUCGUUCGCCAUUUCCAGCGGGACAUGGCUUGGCAAGACUACGUCGAGAGGUGCCGUGAGGACGAGGACUUCAACGAGGACUGCGAGAUGAAGAUGCAGGCCGACGUCGAGCCUGCCGCCAGUAUUGACGAUGCUCUCGGUGACCACGGCAGCGUCGAGGUAGAUGUGAUAUACGGCCAGGAGAUCAGCAAGACGUGGAUGCAGUUAUCCAAGGACCACUGGGCUGAUAAGGUCUGCCCGAAGGGGGUGGCUGGCAUGGCGCCUGAGAUGUGCAAGGUGGAGGAGACUCGCGCUGGCUCCGCUACUCAACCAUGUGCGAGCUCGACUGGCGUCAUCUGCCAGCACCCGACGAAGCCCUACACGGAGAUCAAGAACUACACCAGGACGGAAGUACGCAUGAGCACGGUCAAGAUCACGGCCGCGAAAGCGGCAGCCUCAGGGCGCGGUCUCGCUGAGCCCCGCUGGCCCCAGUGCCACGGCGGCUCUUGCGACCGCGAGGGGCUCCACCGCUCGCCGAGCUACGGGCGCGAGCUCAGCGACGCAGGGCAAGUCUUCUACUCCUACGCCGUCGCGGAUCGGGAGGCUUUCGUCAGGUACCUUGGCUGCCUUGGAUUCGCCGGCAGGUCGCCAGCGCCGGGCCACGUGACGCAUCUGAGCUCUGGGCGCAAGGUUGUUCCGAAGGCGACGCAGGGCGCCGUGGCUAACGACAAGACGCGGUGGGAGCAGCUGAAGCAGGACGUCGUCAUCUCUCACAUCCUCGACGGCAUGCCGAAGGGCGAUCGCGUGUACUCCUUGAAGAGGUUCAAGCCUCAGUCGCCCAGCAUCGCAAUCAUGGCUGAGACAUUGUACAAGAAGGCUGAGACGGCGACGCUGCUAGCGAACAGCCUGAACGACAUGAGUUGGGAUCAUAUGUGUGCGCACCUCAAGGUUCUCUCAAACGAGGAGGUCCAAAGCGCCUACAGUUUCUCACAGGACCUGCUCAGGAAGUACUUGCAGCUGGCCGAGCCCUCGAUCGAUCAGAUCACGGAUGCGAUCUCGCCUGUCACAGCUUGCUCCGACGCCUUCAACAUGUACGAGCCCAAGCUCUCCAGCAUUGCGGGGAACAUUGACUCGAUGGUGGCGGUGUCUCAGGAGAUCCUCAUGGACAUCGCGGUGCUUCCUGGCUUGGCGCGGCCCGCCUUGGUCGAGCACAUGCAGGCGCUUGGGGUCAGCUUGACCGACCAGUUCAGUGCUACCAUGCCAGAGUGGAGCGCCAGCGUCAAGAUCUACUUCGAGAAGGUUAGGGGCGUGGGUCUCUUGCUGACCCACUUGGGCAACGACGACCCUGAGACGUUCUCGGACUGCGCUCCGCCUAUGGCAUUGCUGGUGGGUUUGCUGACAGGGGGGUUAUCGGAUCCAGAAUGGCAGUCUCUCUCGGAGGCCUUCGGGAAGCACGAACCAUGGGCCGAAUGGAAGUCUUCGUUUCGACGGGCUGCGUCGACUGACCCCCAAGCUGCCCCGAAGAUGAACGAGCUGAUCCUGAAGCUGCACGCAGCAGACCUCGAUGAAGAUGGCUUGGCUGCUCUUGAGUCUGCGAUCUCGUCCAUCGGCCAUUGGAGGAAGACGUGCCGUGGCAAGGCAUCGUCGACACUGAAACCGGAGCAGGCGGCCCAGGAGACCAGCAAGAGGCUGGCAACUCAGAUCGUCGACAGUUCAGAUGCCCUCGUCAACUUGGGCUUCCUGGGCAAGCUCGAAGUGAUCAUGCACCACUUCUCUGUGGCUGCGGACUUCGCGCUGACCGAGGAUGGUGGUAUAUUGGAGGGUACGUACGUCCGCUUGCUGGACAAACGUAGCGAGGUCGAGAUCUGCAGGAGUGAGGCGAACGCAGACGCUCUGCACGGCACCCUCCAGAACAACAAGAAAGUUGCCAUCAGCGGGGGGGCUGAGAUGGCCGUCAUCGCCAGGACUGCAGCCCUGCUCCACCAGAAGAUCGAGCUGCUGAGGUCGAUCGACGUCGAUGGGCUGGUGCAGCGACCUGAGUUCAGCACGUUGGUCCGCGGGGGCUUGCUGCUGGAGAGCAUCGGAGACCUGCUGAUGAAGACGAUCAAGCACGACGGCGACGGGAGCAACCUCAGGGUAGCCAUGAACAUGAGGGGCUACGAUGUGAGAUCGAACCUGCUGACGGCACAGCUGCUCGAGAAGUUCCAGUGUACGGCGGUGGACCCGAAUGCAGACUACAAGAUGAUCAAGGACGCAUUCGAUGAGCUCGGGCCGUUGAUCAAUACACCCCCUUCGGCGACCUCCGACGAGUUCGACGAUGUGCUCACGGAGUACGACUUCGGCGCCUUCAAGGCGUUCUCAGAGUUGGCGGCCCCUUGGAAGCUCGUUGCCGCUGCUGCUCUGAAGGCGCGCGCCGAGUCACGCGUGGAGGACGCCGCCAAGGCGGCCGACGAGGUCAACGAGAAGCUUGCGGCCAUCGCAGGCGACAUGGCGGACGGCAGCGACUGGCUCGACGGCUUCGAUGGAGACAGCUCCGACUGGGCGGCGCGGCAUGCGCACGCGCGGGCCACGGUGUUUCGCCAGACAGGCAUCAGCAACAAGAUCAAGCCACUCGAGCGGGAACUUCGCGAGAAGCAGGCC